CCCGUCCGAUGCUCGCGCGGGGCUGGUGGGGCGCAGCUUGCGGCGCACGGACUCCGCUUGCUCCAUUGUGGCCGCAGCCUUGGAGAGGUCAGGAGGAGCCGAGCGCAGCGACGAGCGGAGAACCAGCGAACUGGACAAUGUCAGUUACAUGUUUUUUGAAAACUGAAGUUUAGUGGGCUGCAGCUACUUUCUGCCUUCUCUAUACCCUUGACAAAAGAAUACAUGGGAUGUUUGAGAAGAGAAUUGUAUUAAAAGAAGACUGUUUGCAAAUGGCUUCAGAAUCUAUGAAUGUAAAACAAGCUAGGAAUCACUUCACAAAAGGGAAAAGGCAACAGCAUCAGCAGAUUAAAAACAGAUCUUCAAUCAGUGAUGGUGAUGGAGAAGACUCCUUUACCUUUGAAGCUAAUGAAGCUUGGAAAGAUUUUCAUGGAUCUCUUCUUCGGUUUUAUGAAAAUGGAGAACUCUGCGAUGUCACACUAAAGGUUGGCUCAAAGCUCAUCUCUUGUCACAAACUGGUAUUAGCGUGUGUUAUUCCCUACUUCAAAGCCAUGUUUCUCUCUGAAAUGGCUGAAGCCAAGCAAACACUGAUUGAGAUCAGGGACUUUGAUGGUGAUGCUAUAGAAGAUUUGGUCAAGUUUGUCUAUUCUUCACGACUGACUUUGACUGUUGACAAUGUCCAGCCUCUCUUAUAUGCAGCCUGUAUUCUACAGGUUGAACUGGUGGCUAGAGCUUGUUGUGAAUACAUGAAAUUGCAUUUUCAUCCCUCCAAUUGCCUGGCAGUAAGAGCUUUUGCAGAAAGUCAUAAUCGAAUAGACUUAAUGGACAUGGCAGAUCAGUAUGCCUGUGAGCAUUUUACUGAAGUUGUGGAAUGCGAAGACUUUGUAAGUGUGUCCCCCCAGCAUCUACACAAGCUUUUAUCCUCAAGUGAUCUAAAUAUUGAGAAUGAAAAGCAGGUGUAUAGUGCAGCCAUCAAGUGGCUUCUUGCCAAUCCUCAGCAUCAUUCCAAGUGGUUGGAUGAAACACUUGCCCAGGUUCGUUUGCCGCUGUUGCCAGUUGAUUUUCUUAUGGGUGUCGUGGCAAAGGAACAGAUUGUCAAGCAAAAUCUAAAAUGUAGAGAUUUAUUGGAUGAAGCAAGAAAUUACCACCUUCAUUUGAGUAGCAGAGCAGUACCUGACUUUGAAUACUCCAUUCGGACUACCCCAAGGAAGCAUACUGCUGGUGUGCUAUUUUGUGUUGGUGGUCGGGGUGGAUCUGGUGACCCAUUUCGCAGUAUUGAAUGCUAUUCUGUCAACAAAAACAGUUGGUUCUUUGGACCAGAGAUGAAUAGUCGAAGGCGACAUGUGGGUGUAAUUUCUGUGGAAGGUAAAGUGUAUGCAGUGGGUGGACAUGAUGGAAAUGAACACUUAGGUAGUAUGGAGAUGUUUGAUCCUCUCACUAAUAAAUGGAUGAUGAAAGCAUCAAUGAACACAAAGAGGCGAGGGAUUGCCUUGGCCUCCUUAGGUGGCCCAAUUUAUGCAAUUGGAGGAUUAGAUGACAAUACUUGCUUCAACGAUGUGGAAAGAUAUGAUAUAGAAUCUGAUCAGUGGAGUACAGUGGCACCAAUGAACACUCCCCGUGGAGGAGUUGGCUCUGUGGCUCUUGUAAACCAUGUUUAUGCAGUAGGUGGCAAUGAUGGAGUAGCUUCUUUAUCUAGUGUGGAAAGGUAUGAUCCACAUCUGGAUAAGUGGAUAGAAGUUAAAGAAAUGGGUCAACGAAGAGCAGGCAAUGGAGUUAGUGAGCUUCAUGGUUGCUUGUAUGUUGUUGGUGGUUUUGAUGAUAAUUCUCCUCUGAGUUCAGUUGAGCGAUACGACCCUCGAAGCAACAAGUGGGAUUAUGUGGCAGCACUUACCACUCCCAGGGGUGGAGUGGGGAUUGCAACAGUGAUGGGCAAAAUCUUUGCAGUUGGUGGUCACAAUGGCAACGCAUACUUAAAUACAGUAGAAGCAUUUGAUCCAGUACUGAAUAGGUGGGAACUUGUUGGAUCUGUGUCUCACUGUAGAGCUGGAGCAGGUGUAGCCGUGUGUGCCUGUUUAACUAGCCAAAUUCGAGAUGUAGGUCAUGGAUCCAAUAAUGUGGUUGAUUGUAUGUGAUUUGAAUUCCAACCAUCAACUAUUAUUUAGUCAUAACUGAAGACAAGAAAGACAACCAGAACUUUGUGUGACUACCUUUAAACAGUUCAAACUGCUACUAAGGUCUUAUUUAAAUGUAAACUGUUGUAACUAAAUGCAAUUUCUGCAUUGGUAGUUGAAGAAUUACAAAGUUCAAUUUGAUACUUUCCAUUUUAGUAAAUAAUUGGAGUAGGGAAGGAAGAGAGUCUAACCUGAAAGCAUACCUUCUCUGGAAAAUUUUUAAAGUAGUGCCAAAACCUUGUAAUGCCUUGGAUUGAUCAAAAUGUAAAGCCAGGUCAUUUCACUGAGUUUUACCUUUUCUUUUGCCUAAAGAUGUUACCCUGAAGCAGAUUUUUCAUAGAGGGUAGAUUAGAACCUGUUCACCAACACAAUACUGGGACAUAUAAGAGACCUUUUGAAGAUCAUUUCUACUUGGUGCUGAUGAAUUUAUACCCUGCUGUUUUUCUAGGCGUUGGUUUUUCAAUUUCUUGGAUAUUUACAGAGAUAGAAAAAAUGUUUCAUCUUUCUGAGUACCACUUGGUUACAUUUUCAGACUCUUGUAGGAGUGCUGUAAGAAGACUUUAAUUUCUGUUUGAAUUAUUAGGUCAUCUAAAAACCUAGCUGAAAAAAAAAAAAAACCUAGCUGAACUAAUUCUAUAUGAAUUAAUUAACACUUAUUUUUUCAUCUCAUGUACAAAGGAUGUGUUUUGUAGUAAGCAAAAAUUGAAUCAGAGGAAAUAUUAGAGGAGAAAGCUUUAGAGUAGAUGUUGUUCUCCUGUCCGGUGGAAAGACUUUGAGAAGGGAUGGUGCUAUGACUCCCUAAUAAGGGCAUCAGAAAACAUGUUUAGUGUUUGUCUUUGAUUUAAUCAUUUGACUUAGAACCCAAUUUUCUUUUUUUAAAUUUUGCUGCUUGCCAUCUUCUUGGUUUUACAAAUUGUACAGAAUCUGGACUUACUAUCAGAAAAUGAAUGCUUUGGGCCUCCCUGGUGGCGCAGCGGGUUGAGUGCAGCACUGUGAAGCUGUCCACAGCCUCUGCAGCGCGGGUUUGAUUCUUAGCCGGCCAGGGAGAUUCCCACAUGGUGUGGCAGACCUCUCCUGUCACUCCCGCUGCUCCUCUCAGCAGUGUUUUCAGUCAUCUGCCUGUUCUGCUCCCUGAUCUGUCUCUGGUGAGUCCUCUCACCCUCCCUCGCCUCUGGCCUAUACCCUAGCUCUUGUAUAAAAAUAAAUAAAUCUUUGAAGAAAAAAAAAAGAAAAUGGAUGCAUUAAAAAAACACCUUUAUAGACUGCAGUUUACUUACUAGUUCAAGUCUGUCAUUACCAAUAAAAGAAAUUGUUGUUACAAUUAUUAUAUUUAAUCCCCUUCAAUAUAUUUAUUAAACUUUAAUUGAAAAUAUUUCAACAUAUUAAUUUGAAGCCAGGAUAUUGAUAUACCACUGAAUUAACAGUUCUUCAUAAUUUAAACUAGCAUUAUAAAUAACCUAUUUAUGUAUAUUUUUAUAUAUAUUAAGAACAUUAAAGCAUUCUAUUUUGUAUUUGCAAUGCAUCUUGGUAUUUUUCUUUCAGGCCUUCCUAAAUUUUCCUUUAGUCAUGCCUUAGAUUUAGUGCAGUUCACUGCUGGUCAGUCCUGUGGGUCGCAGCGAAGCUGGGGCAAUGAAGAACACUGCCGCUAUCCAGCUAGCCCUGAAGUUUAUUACCUAGUAUCUGUGAUGUGUCUCACCACAUGGCAGCAUGGGCUUGUCAGUACAAUAGGGACAAAAGCCCCAUUACAAAUCAGUGCUUGUUCGGGUUUAUGAGACCCAAAAAAAGAAAGAAAUUGUAAGGGCUCAGGCUAGCAGAUAAAAGUUUUUCAUUGAGCACAUUUAAAAGUUCCCAAAUUAUGCAAUUUUUUGUCAUCAGCCAUUGCUGCAUAUGAGCUGGUGUUCUCUUACAUAACUGUAACCAUACUUUAGUCAAUCCCAAAAUCAUUUAAUUCUAUACCUCUGACUGGACUGGUUACAGCUGGCUGAAUGUGGAAAAUAGGUCUCAGAAUCUGACUUCAGUUAUCUAUUUCUCAUAUUUAAUAGAGUUCUUGUAUUAUAAUGUUUGUCUUCCUAUGGUUAGUAGUAUGUUUGAUAUAUUUUUGUGGCGGAGGAUAUCUUGGUCUCAUUGUUUCUAAGAUUAUUUAAAAUGUCUUUUUUUAAAAAACAUUGCUGCCUUUGUUGUAUAUAUAGAGCUUAGGGGCAUAAAGAUCUUACAUUUCCAUUUCUGAUUUUUAUUAUGCAGUAGUCGUACUAAGUUGGUACUCUCAGUACCCACAAAAUGUGAACUCAAAUGGGAAAUAAAGUAAAGAGGACAUGUGACUAUUUUUGUUAGUUGAUGCACAACCAGUCAGAAGCAUAGCCUUGAAUGACCUGACAAAGGUAUGAAAAAAUAAAUGGUGCAGUCAAUAUGCAUAGUUUACUGAAAACACAUUCUUGAGAUAUGAAAUGAGAACCAGACUAAAAGAAUCAUGCUGUUGAGAGAUGGUACUCCUAGAAAGAGGGAAUUUUUAGAGAAGAUGGCCACUUAGCUCUGAGGCCUGUAACCUACCAAAAAGUGAUAUAAAAUGCAGCUAAAAUUUUGAAGUUAAUAGAAAAAAAGUUAAAAUUUGCAUAUUGCUAGAGCUAUUUCUAGGUAUUUUGUAUGGUUCUUCCCUGUAGUCAUUAGCCACUGCUUUACUAUAUUGCACUGUCACUUUAAAAACAAAUUGCUUGAUUUUAUUUUUAACUAAUUUUGCUAUGUUCUGUGUAACUAUUUUUUGUUUGAAUAAACUUCAUACUGUUUCGAAUGAGUAUUCUCUUAUUUCUCAAAUUUUGAACUGACAAUGCUGUUAAACGCUUAAAGAUUGUUGAAACUGUAUAAACUACUCUUACAAAUGUAAACUUGAUAAUUUUUUUCCUGUCUUGUGUGAUAAUGUACUUAGAAUUGAAUUCGUCUUACAAUUAAGAAUGUUUGUUGUGGUUUUACAUAUGAGACUUUUAAAGAAGUUCCUACUGAGAUGUCAUUGACUCUUUUUCCCCUUUAUGUGGAGUUACAAGUGGCAAUAAACUUCCCUAUUUUUCUUAAAACUGUAUGAAAACUAUAAGUAUUGUAACACUCCAACAAAUUAAAGCAAUAAAUUAUCUCAUACACCAAAUACUAAAAUCAGAGUUGGGUUCACAUCAGUGCUAUUUAUUGAUUUCAAAAUAUAUUGCAAGUAUCUAUUGAAAGGUCGAUGCAGGAGGCCAGAAUGCAAAAGCCCGCCAGGAAACCCACCUGGGGGCAGGAAUGCAGAAGCCUGCCUAGAGAAUUCAGACAAAGAACCUCCCCCUGCCCUACAAACCUUUUCCCCGCCUUAUGAACCCAGUUUCCCACCUGACCUCUCCUUACCCUAUAAAAGCCUGCCUCCCCCGACAACGUGCGCAACUUCACCGACCCCCACCUUGGGUCCAUGAGGUCCGCCCGGGGCGCAAUAAAUUUUCCCUUUCUUUGAGAAAUUUAGCCUGGCUCUCCUUUUCUUUACCGCGCCAAACCUUUCAUAUAUUAUGAAUAGGACGUUCUCUAAGAUC
Messenger RNA from Talpa occidentalis (Iberian mole), 5713 nucleotides. It is a transcript of the gene KLHL8, whose product is annotated as kelch like family member 8. The coding region runs from base 228 to 2129 and encodes 633 amino acids. Lineage: Eukaryota; Metazoa; Chordata; Mammalia; Eulipotyphla; Talpidae. The record is from RefSeq and is a predicted model, not a curated record. Gene Ontology annotation, molecular function: protein binding. The transcript is spliced from 10 exons.